Peromyscus maniculatus bairdii (prairie deer mouse) is the source of this 1964-nucleotide messenger RNA. It is a transcript of the gene Fxyd6, whose product is annotated as FXYD domain containing ion transport regulator 6. Lineage: Eukaryota; Metazoa; Chordata; Mammalia; Rodentia; Cricetidae. Gene Ontology annotation, cellular component: membrane. Gene Ontology annotation, molecular function: sodium channel regulator activity. Gene Ontology annotation, biological process: regulation of sodium ion transmembrane transporter activity. The record is from RefSeq and is a predicted model, not a curated record.
GGUUUGCUCCUGUUUUUCUGCCUCCCUCCCCUGAGUUUACUAUUUCCAAAAGACACCAGCCCUGCCACGGUGUUAGUCUACCCUCGCCAGAGGAGGAAAAUCAAGCAGCUGUUGCUGGCAAAUUCGCUCCGGCGCUGGGCACCUCCUCCGCGCGCGUCUCCUGUUGCUUCUUCCAGCCUCACUUCCCUUUGCGAAGAGCUCGAGAAGAGGAGGGCGCCGGCGACAGCAGAGGGGUCUGAGAGGGUCCUAGAAGCCAGCGGACACGGGCGAUCCCGGAGCCCAGCCCGUCGUCAGCCUUCUCCGGGAGGCGGGAAAGCUGCAAGCCGCGCCCACCGCCCUGCCCCCAGCGCGCCACUCCCGGCUGCUGGGACUCUGCACAUCCUCCCGGGAUCCGCUCGGAGGGGACCCAACGCCUAGACACCAUGGAGACGGUGCUGAUCCUUUGCAGCCUGCUGGCCCCCGCUGUCCUGGCUAGUGCUGAGAAGGAGAAAGAAAAGGAUCCAUUCUAUUAUGACUACCAGACCCUGAGGAUUGGGGGAUUGGUGUUUGCUGUGGUCCUCUUCUCUGUUGGGAUACUCCUCAUCCUAAGUCGCAGGUGCAAGUGCAGUUUCAACCAGAAGCCCAGGGCUCCCGGGGAUGAAGAGGCCCAGGUGGAGAACCUCAUCACUACAAACGCUGCGGAGCCCCAGAAGGCAGAGAACUGAAGUGCAGCCUCCAGCAGGAAGCCUCCGGAAGCCAAGACCAGCUGCCUGACCCUUUAGAGGCUGGUGUCAAGGCUUGAGAAAACGGCUACUUCAGAUCUUUCCCCAGGAGAAGCCAAGAACGUGUGUUCCCUGCGCCUCUCCCUGUCCCCACUAACCCCAGUCCUGUACUUAAAGAUGCAACGCUCACAGCCCUUCCCUGUUGACUGGAGCCAGGGCUCUGGCCCCCUUCUGUGCUGUGUCUAUGUGUGUCUGUGUGUCUGCUGACUGUGGUCUUGUGGCUACUCAUCUGUGGAUCUCAUUGUUCCCGUGAACUGUGUGUGUGCUCCCUUUCCUGGGAGGGGCUGGGCCAUGCUGCCAUCCAUGCCUUGUGCCCUCCUGUGGCCUCCAUCCCCUCUUGCUCUCUGGAGUCUGCUCUGCCCCUGAGAAGCCCUAGUCCCAUCUCUGGAUUUAGGUUUGAGGAAACGUGGUACCCAGGGCAGGAGUCCCCAACUGCCUUGGGACUGAGAAGUGUGUAUCAUCUUUGUUGCCGUUCUUCAUGGACUCAGAAGAAACUUGCUCCCGAUUCCACCAGUUUUGAAGGUCUGUCAGCAGUGGGAGAUGCUGAGGAUUGCCUUCCCGCAGGCCUCCUGGGGUCCUUUCUCUUUUUAGGGUGGCCACUGCAGAGUCCCAGUCUGUCUUACCCUUUGCGGAACACCCAGGAAUUCCAGGUCCAGGGCUUCCUCUUGCUUCUGGGGAAUGUGCUCCUCACAUACCUUCUGAGCAAUAACCCCGUAGGUUCUGGAAUCCUCCUGCCUUUGCCCACCUUCUCUGCUUCUGAGACUUUCCUUUCUAGCCUAAUUCAUGUGGCCUGAGGAUUCCUUCCUUCUCUGAAGCGGGUCUCUGGCAGGGGAUGGCCGAGGGGAUGGGCGACAGAGAGCGUGGGGGUGGGUCUGCCUCUCUGCCUUGUGAUGUGGGUCUGGCAGCCGCUGCAGCUUCCUUUCUCUGGCUGUCAGGGGUCCGAGUGGAGAGGGAUGGAAGGGUGCGGGCGCAGCAGGGCUGCGGGUCAGAGAUCAACAGGGUACGUACAGCCGGGGUGCGCAGCGAAGGCCAGACAUCGAAGGUCAUCAGAGUGAAAACUCAAACCAGACCCCGCCCCACCUGUCCAUUGUGUUCCCUUGGAAACUAACCAAGCCACACUGUGUACCGGGACUGCUGAUCUCUGUCUUGUGAUCUGUCCUCUGACAACAGAAAAAUACGUAAAUAAAACCUUGUUUCCUAGUG